Sclerotinia trifoliorum is the source of this 1659-nucleotide messenger RNA. The record is from the annotation of a GenBank genome assembly. NCBI's taxonomy places the organism in Eukaryota, Fungi, Ascomycota, Leotiomycetes, Helotiales, Sclerotiniaceae.
UUACUAUUAAAUUAUAUAAUGUAAUUUCAAUCGUGGUGCUUGCCCCCCGAGUUUAGCGGCCGCCGCAUCAGGCAAGAUACGUAUACAAACCAGCCGCCACUUUCAACACCCAUAAGAAUCGCACUCCCUUUUCCUAGGUCUUCUUUCUCUUUAGUUCUCUUUCAAUAUCUUCUUAUUUGGUUAUUCAAACUUGUUUUGUAUUGUAAUCUCUUCCCAUGAUGCUUCCACAUUGAAUCUCCACUUAUAUCAGUCUUGCUGCAACUAAAAAAACCUCAAUGGCAUGGUCUAUCUCAAAUUACAAAACUCGUUUUUCAUCACUUAUUGGCAGUAAGCGCAGUUCCCAAAACUCAAAGACCACCAAUCCAAGCUCCAAUGGUAAAUCGUUCUCCAAAAGCAACCAUUUUUGGUACAAUCGGCUUGAAGAUUCUCUGAACAAAUCGGAACAGUUUCGAACCAUGGCCAAUAGUAAGCCGUCGAAAAAUGAGCUUAUCACUUUACCACUCCGCAUCUUCGCUAUCCUACUUUACUGCAUUCCAAAAUUUGCUCGCCAGCAUCCAAAAUGGACAUACCAUCACGCUGUUGGAACUUCCAUCUUUUCCAUCUGGUGGCAUUAUACUACUACUGUCGAAUUCCACACUACCAAAACUCUCAAACCUGGUAGUGAAAAAGACGGCUUUGUGAUAAUUGACCCACCAUCUAUCACCACUACUACUACCUCCCCAGCCCUGUACUGCGGUAUUAUCGACAGUAAUCCAGCUAUUCGACCUAUCCCUAUUGGUGCGGUAUGGUUCACUUCUCCUCCGCCAUUAGGCGAAACUCCAAAGAUUGUUGUUAUUCAUUUCCACGGCGGAGCAUAUGUUCUCGGUGGUGCACGGCAAAUGGAAAGUGGCUGGCGUCCCGAAGUUCUGAGUAAACGUAUAGGAUAUGUCCUACAGGUGCAAUACCGACUUGCAAUUGAACCGAACUCAUGUUUCCCUGCUGCGAUACAAGAUGGUCUUACAGCGUACAAUUAUGUAGUGAAUACACUUGGAUUAAAGCCCGAGAAUAAUGUACUAUCAGGGGAAUCCGCAGGGGGAAAUCUAGUUUUGGCAAUGCUGCGCUAUCUUUCUACAGAUGGCAAAAAUGCUCUUCCUUUUCCAAGAGCAGGGCUAUGCUGGACUCCUUGGCUGGAUAUGACAACUGAUACAAAGAGCUUGAUAAAUCCCCAAGUAUCAAAACGGAUUAUGUUUUUGGCUCACUUAUAGCAUGGGUUAAGAGAUGUUUUAUCCCUACAGAUUUAUCUCCUGGACAUCCGUAUCUCAGUCCGCUAGGGAACGAGUUCGAAUGUUCCGUCCCAAUUUUUGUACAGACGGGCACAGCAGAGGUUCGCUAUAAGGACCAUGUGCGAUUUGUCGAGAGAAUGAAGAAAAAGGGAUGCAAAAUUGAGUUAUUAGAGAUUGAGAAUGUUCUACAUGAUACCUUUGGGGCAGGAAUCAUCUUGGGGUUUGCAAAGAGGCAGAAAAUGCUGCUAAUCAAGCAGUAAAGUUUGUUCAAUAAGCCGGUCUUAGUGAAGCGGUGGAUAUAUCUUCUGCAGCCGGCAAUGCUAACAACGUGUGAAAGGUGUUAUGAGAGAUAUGUAUAUGUUCGCUUCUGCCAGCACUUGGCUUAAAUUAGUUUUAG